AUGGCAGAGGAUAUUGGCUCACGAGCCCCAUUUGGGGACCUCAAACGGCGAGACAUGCGACGCUCGUGGCGGACGCAUACUUCAACACCACAGUCUUGGAACCAUGAACUUGCUACAUUAUUCAUUUAUUACGAUGGGGCUCUGAGAAUCAGAGCAUCUCUAGAUAGCACAAGCCAAAACAUGUCAUGGGCAUCGUCAAUCGAACUCUCUACCAUGAUAGCUUCCAAGACGGCAGGAGCGACCAUCAAUAUACCGACUAUCUUCAGCAUGUUUAUUCACCAAGGUCCUGGUUCACAUAGACCAACACCAAUAGACGGGUCCACUGAGAACCCCAAGUUAGAUCCUCGGGCGGAGAUUCUCACUGACAUUAACAAUCCAUUUUGUCAGCCACAUAAACCAGUACCUGGAAACUCACAGGAUUUUGAGAUUAGCUUCAGCCAAGACGCUCAAACUGGCCAUCCUCCCCCUGGUCUCUAUCUAGCCAUCCAGGGUUCAGACAGCAUCCCCUACCAGGACACCUUUACUAGCUCAGAAGUCGACUCAAUUCACCAGCUGUGUCCGGAAAGCGGUACUGCUGUGGGAGCUUGGUUUCGUUUCCCGCCCCAACCUUCUUCCCCACAACCUGCUCAACCACCAUAUCAGCCACAACAGCCAGAAGACCCGAAUAUACAACCUGGUUGGACACAUAUCACCACACUUCCAGAGACAUCCAUACGUCCGUCGCUCACGCUACAUCUUGCCCCAAUUGUAGGAGAGUCUUCACCAGACGAAUGGGAUGAGAGGACUCUGGGUGAACAGGUUAGACAAUCACUUGAGAUGUAUCUUGCUAGAGCAGCGUAUGAGGCACUUCAACACAGUAAGGUCUCACAGAUUGCCCAAAAUGGCCAAUUGACAGAGAUUUCGAACCACGCACGAGUCUACCUGGCUGGUCGAUUUGGUAUCAAUGACCAGCCGCCGCGGGUGUCCAUAUCGGUUGAUCGACCAGUAAAUACUGCUGGCCCCUCUCACGAAGUAGAUGCACGAGUCAAUCUGGACGGCAACCCGAACAUCAGUGAACUCCAUUCUGUCCACCAGGGCGGCACAGACUACACCCUUGAGUUUAACAGGCCCGACACAGGUCGACUCGCCACUCUCAUCUGUGGUCGGAUUCAGGAUCAUGCACAACAAAAUGGCACUGGAGUGCGAGAGCUGGGAGUAUUGGAUUCUGGGACAUUGACACUGACUCUACAACCGCGUUGGGUACAUUCUACAGUGUUUCGUUUCUUUAAAGCAAUUUUUUAUUGGUAG
Cadophora gregata is the source of this 1287-nucleotide messenger RNA. RefSeq lists its product as uncharacterized. The record is from RefSeq and is a predicted model, not a curated record. The transcript has 4 exons. Lineage: Eukaryota; Fungi; Ascomycota; Leotiomycetes; Helotiales; Ploettnerulaceae. The coding region runs from base 1 to 1287 and encodes 428 amino acids.